CAUAUUAGAGCAUGUGAUAGUUGUUGGUUAUACAAUUUAAAAGCUUAUCAUUAAAUAGAACUUUGACUAUUUAUAACAAAUCAAAACUUGAAAAAUAAAAGCUAAAUCAAAACUCAUAUCAUAUUUAUCUCUUUCCAAAGAAAAGAAAGAAAAACUAAUGGAGACUACAAAAGAUUCAUCAACAUCAUCAAUUGUGGUUGUAAUGGUUCCAUUCCUAGCUCAAAGCCAUUUGAAUCAGCUCCUUCAAUUUGCCCAUGUCGUUUCAUCCUCAUACGACAUCCCAGUCCACUACAUUAGCUCAACUCUUCACAACUCACAAGUCAAAUCUCGAGCCUCAAACCCACUUAACCAAUUAACCAAAAUCCAUUUCCAUGAUUACCCACUUCCAAUUUCAUCACCAAUUUCCCAAGAAAAUCCAUGUUUUUUUGAAUCCAAGUUCGUUAAAAAUGCUAUCCCUUUAUUCGAAGCCUCCACCCACCUGCGUCAACCUGUUUGUGAUCUUCUCAAAUCACUAUCUCCAUCCACAAAACGACUUGUCGUAAUUUAUGAUGUUGUUAUGGUUUCGGUGGUUCAAGAUGUCGUUUGUAUCCCAAACGGAGAAGCCUAUUCAUUCAAUUGCGGUUCUAUUUUUGUUGGCUUUUCGUUAAUGUGUGAAGCGUUGGGACGAAACGACAUCGUUCCAAUGUAUAACAAUAUGCCCUCUUUGAAAUCGUGUUUCUCUAAUUUUAUACUUGAUUUUAUGAAAAGGCAACAACUUGGGGUGGUGAAUUUUCAAGCUGGAGAGAUUUACAAUAGUUGUAGAGCUAUUGAAGGAACUAUUCUUGAAAGUCUUGUAAACGACAUUGGUGGGGAGAAGAACAAGGUUUGGGCUGUUGGGCCUUUACACCAAACGACAGUGAGUAAUAAUGAGCUAAGGAGAGACCAAGUUCAAGACAAAUGGUUAUUGGAGUGGUUAGAUAAACAAGAGUCAAAUAGUGUUAUGUAUAUCUCUUUUGGAACCACAUCUGUUUUUUCAGAGGAAGAGAUUGAGGAGAUUUCAAUUGGGUUAGAGCUAAGUGGGGUUAAGUUUAUAUGGGCAUUGAGAGAAGGAGAUAAAUUUGAUGUUUUAGGUACUAAUGAAGAAGUUCUGUUCCCAACUUCCAAUUGGGUUUGAGGAAAGAAUGAAGGGAAUGGGAAUUGUGGUGAGGGAAUGGGUGUCCCAAGUGGAGAUUUUGAGGCACAAAUCAAUAGGUGGGUUUAUGAGUCAUUGUGGAUGGAAUUCUUGUAUGGAGAGUAUAAGUAUGGGAGUGCCUUUAGCAACUUGGCCUUUGCAUUCAGAUCAACCUUUGAAUGCUUUGUUUAUCACACAAGUGCUCAAAGUGGGUGUGGCUGUUUUGGAAUGGGAGCAGAGAGAUGAGGUUGUGAGUUCAUCCAUGAUUAGCAGAGCUGUUAGGACAUUAAUGGUUUCAAAUGAAGGUGGUGAAAUGAGAAAAAGGGCUGAGGAAUUGGGUGGUGAAGUUAGAAAGUCAACAGAAGAAGGAGGUGUCACUCGUAUGGAAUGGGAUUCCUUCAUUGCUCAUAUCAUUAGAUAGAUUGAAAGUGAGAUGAUAAUAUUGUAGGUGGAAAAACACAGAUAAAAUUCUAUCCGUUUUAGUAUUCGAAAUAAUUUUUUAGUCAAAUUUUUUUCUCAUGGUCAUGUAAAUUAUAGUUAUUUAAAGCAUUCUGCAAAAUUUUAAGAAAUUCAGAAAAAUUUAACACAUCGAAAAUUUCAUUCAAA
Messenger RNA from Cannabis sativa, 1756 nucleotides. Its product is annotated as zeatin O-glucosyltransferase-like. Lineage: Eukaryota; Viridiplantae; Streptophyta; Magnoliopsida; Rosales; Cannabaceae. The transcript has 2 exons. Bases 158 to 1153 code for a protein of 331 amino acids. The record is from RefSeq and is a predicted model, not a curated record.